Molecule: messenger RNA, 1208 nt
Organism: Acaulospora morrowiae
Lineage: Eukaryota; Fungi; Glomeromycota; Glomeromycetes; Diversisporales; Acaulosporaceae
Source: the annotation of a GenBank genome assembly
CGAGUAAGAUUAUCGAAAAGAUGCAAAAUGAGAUCGCAAUGAGCAGUGCAGAUAACAUUGGCAGACGUAGAGUGGUAGUGCUUUCGAAACCAAUCGGUCCUCAUAAGAUGGAAGCAGCAAUACUAGCGUGUUUCGGUCCAAAGGAUGGUGUUGAACUUGAUAACAAUGGCAGCGUAUCAACACCACCACAAAUGUUGCAUUCUGCACCUUACGACGAAAUUCAACAUUAUCAUGAUAACGCUUCGUCCGAGGACACGUCAUCUCCUCUCGAAACCCCCAUACUCGAGCGAACUGACCCAUUUGAUAAUGUUUCCUCAUACUCUCAUUUUCGAACCAUACCACUGUUUCGUUCUACCACCAUGCCAAAUAUUCCACCAUCAACAUCACCACCACCUUUCACCGAAAAAUUUCUACCCAUACCAAACCCACGACAACAAAGUUCACCAGGUUUGUCGACAUCCGUACCCGAGAUGAAUGCUUUCCCGGUACCUUCUAUAUCACAAAGAAUGGAUCUUCGUGGACCACGAAUACUCGUGGUUGAAGAUAACGCAGUAAACAGGAUGAUUUUAUCUAAUUUCCUAAAAAAACGCGGAAUUUACUUUGAAGAAGCCGAGAAUGGAGCAAUCGGCGUGGAGAAAUAUCGGAAAGCCUUGGAAAGAGAAGAUAUUGGUAUCGAUCUGAAAAAAGGAUUUGACAUUAUAUUUAUGGAUAUCCAGAUGCCAGUGAUGAACGGGAAUGUAGCAACAUCCGAAAUUCCGAUAAGAGAAUUCAAAGUAAUUCCUGCCACCACGUCAUUUUUAUUGAACUCGUUGUCUUCCGCAGGAUUUCCGUCAUCACUAUUAAACACCGAGUCUAUCAACACUGAAGACAAUACCACCGAUCCUUCGACGUCAACGCAAAAUCGGUCCUUAAUAUUUGCACUGACUGGUUUGGCUAGUGAUGAGGAUAAACAUGUUGCAUUUGAAAGUGGGGUUGACGGAUUCUUGACCAAGCCUGUUAGUCUAAAGACGUUGGAUAAAGUGAUCAAGAGAUGGCAUGAACUUGAAGAAUUCGCUACGCAAAUUCCCACUGACGCAUUACCAUCUUCAAUGGAUACAUUAAACAAAGAUAGAAUAGAGAAUGAGCAAGAAACGAAAGAUGGUAAAAAAGAAGCACAAGAACAGGAGGAAUUCAGAAAGAAAGGCAUAGUAAGUAUGUGCAACUGUUAG